Messenger RNA from Paramecium octaurelia, 1081 nucleotides. The record is from the annotation of a GenBank genome assembly. Lineage: Eukaryota; Ciliophora; Oligohymenophorea; Peniculida; Parameciidae.
AUGGAGGACUUGAAAAAUUAUUGCCAAAGAGUUAUUUAAAUGAGCUCCGAUACAGUCAACUCAGAAUUAGAAAACCUCAAAAAAAAAGAAUUGAAUUUGGUUUAGGAUUAUGAUAUAGGGAAUGCAGAGGAAUUGGAUGAAUAAGUAAGUCAAAAUGAAGUCAACUAGUUAAUAAUACAUUUUAGAAAUUACAAAUUGCAUAAUUAUUUAUCUAAGUAUAUCAGAAUAAAUUGAUAGAAUUAGGUUGGUUUUAAAGAUUCUUUAGCAUUCUGAGAAGAUUUUUUAGAGAAAUAGAAAUCCAUAAAGCUAGUUAGAAUCUUACUUUGGAAAUUUAAUCAUAACAUUAGAAUAUAUUUAAUAAAAAUAGAUUAAUUAUUAAUGUUUGAAAGAGUUAAAGGAAUUAAUCGAUCAUCUCUUAAAUAAUUAAAUUUUAUAGACCAAUUAUUAGGUAAGCCCAAUAAUAUUAGAUAUAUAUAAUUUGAAAAUUCUUCGAGAUAUUUAUCUAACCUAAUUUUAUUAAAAAUAUGGUAUUGAAAUUCAAAAUUAUUACAAAAAUUAUCGGAAAUUAUCAUUUGAUUUAUAAGAUGAAAAUAACUCUAGCGAAAUAGAAACAUCUAAUCUAUUAUAAGAAAUCGAAAAUAAAUAAUAGCCCAAAAAGUCUCAGUCAAACAUUUCAAUCAUCAUUUCUCCCGAUACUGGAAUGCCUUCUUAAUAAUAUCCAAUAUCAGGGAGAAAUUCUAAGAAUGUACAGAGCAAAAGUGAUAUAAGGAUAAAUUAAAUACAAAUACCUUCACCAUAAAUACAAGGGUAUAGAAGUCCCAACUCAAAUGUAACAAAAUCAUAUUUUUCUUCUUAACUGAAAAUAGAGAAUCAAUAAAACAAAUAUAGCACAGUAGAAUAAAUAAUCUAGAAAAAAAAAAAGAGAGGCUCAGAUAGAAUAAAAAAAGAUGAGUCUAAUGAAAUGUUUGAUGAAUAAUCAUUAUUUAUAUUAAGAAGUUAUUUAGAUAGUAAAUUUACAUCAAAUAGAAUUGAUAGAACGAAUGAUUUAGCAAAACUGAUCAAUGAUUAAUAAAUUAAAUGA